AUGGCGGAGGCAGAACAUGCACCGACACUCCCAUCACUCAGGGAAUUGCAGCUAGAGGAACUUUUGCGGACGCGUGAACUGCAAAUACAGACACUGAAUAAUGAACUCUUACUGGCCAAGAAGCAGCUACCUGCUCUGACUCCACAUGGAUUGGUGUCGGAGGAAGCAGUCUCGGCGGCAGCUAUGGCAGCCCUCAUGCCCCAUCUUGUCAACGAACGAAACGCGAUCAAUGGGAUAGGGUCAUCAGAACUUAUUCAUCCUGGUCUCGUUGCAGCACUCCGACAACGUGCGACUAUGCUCCAGGAGGAGAAUGACGAGCUCUAUACCGUUUUGCGUCGAGCAGAGACCGGUCGAUUAGACGAGGAGGUCAAAGGACUGAGAAGACUUGUUGACAAGUUGGAGAGAGCUCUCAGAGAAUCAAACGAAAAGGUUCAAUACCUAUCAGGGGAGAUGGCAGCCACCACGGAGCUCCUCGCACGGGAUAACCUGACUCCUGUUCACCCACGAAGACAGGAUCGUGAGCCAACUCCAUCUCGGGGCUCUCGAUCGCCACACGACGCAUCCCCCAAGCCUCAUCACCAACCACCCACUGGACCACGCUCAAAGAAACCGCGCACCUAUCUCUCUCCUCCACCUGCGCACACUCGACCAGACGACCGAACGAGACAACCUCAUCGCUCACCAAGCUUUGAAAGCAAGAGCUCUGACCGCUCUCAUGUGCCCCCACCUUCCCGCGCUGCUGGAAUGGACAUGGACAGUCGUCGUGACCGCGAUCGACGCCGUCCGGAGCGAGAUAUGCCAUCUCCCACCCCUCGUGAAAGAGAUAGGUCUGGGAGAGACAACCAACAUGGUCGGGCCACGGACAGUGGACCCGGACCGUCCGGCGACGCGAAUGGCCUGCAAAUUCGCGGAUAUGCACGUAGCAAGGGUGACAACGGGAAUCAAGGUCGAAGUUCGCCGCGUCGAAGUGCUGGGGGACCUCCUGGUCGCGCAAAUGGGUUACCCAAUCGCCCAGACAGAGGUCUUGCCGAAAGAAUGGGCCUAUAA
Messenger RNA from Serendipita indica DSM 11827, 1047 nucleotides. The record is from the annotation of a GenBank genome assembly. Lineage: Eukaryota; Fungi; Basidiomycota; Agaricomycetes; Sebacinales; Serendipitaceae.